This is a messenger RNA of Saccharomycopsis crataegensis, 1974 nucleotides long. RefSeq names its product PPN1 endopolyphosphatase family protein. The transcript has a single exon. Bases 1 to 1974 code for a protein of 657 amino acids. Lineage: Eukaryota; Fungi; Ascomycota; Saccharomycetes; Ascoideales; Saccharomycopsidaceae. The record is from RefSeq and is a predicted model, not a curated record. Gene Ontology annotation, molecular function: phosphoric diester hydrolase activity.
AUGAUACCAUUACUUUUUUACAUAUCAUUACUACCCUCCCUACUCUUGGCCCUUCCAGUUCAAUAUAAUUAUGAGCUUGAUAUUCCUUUGCCGGACUUCUUCAAAGUUCCUCAGAUUCCCCUCAAUAGUGAAGAUGUCCAGUUAGUAUCCCAGUACGUCGACGAACUUUCCGCAAUCACCAACUCCACGACCAUAAGCAAGUGCAACAGAUGUAUCAAUGAGCUUAACAUCGCCAAAUCUAUUGCGUUAUCCAAAAAUUAUUUGGUGCCUCCGGUUUUCACUCAAUGGUGCAAGCGCAACAAGAUCAUGUCCAACAUCAAUUGUGAAAUGACUUACGGAAGAGUCACCGUCAAUGCCUCUACUUCUGGUGGUGAUUUCGGGAACUUGAUGACGUUAAUGGAGCCAGAAGAGAUUGACGGACAAUAUUAUUGUUAUUAUAAGAGAAGCUCGGCUUGUCCUUUACCUGAUACAAUGGAUUUUGAUAUCGAUGAGUGGGUGACUACUCCAAAACCCCAAAACGCGGUAGAACCACCAACCAGUGGAGAAACUUUCAACGUGUUACACAUUUCUGACCAUCAUCUUGAAUUGGCCUACCAACUGGCGGCGGAGUCGAAUUGUACUGAUGCAGGAAUGUGUUGCACCAGUCAUAAUUAUAAUGAUGAGCAAAUCCCACAAGAAUUUUAUGACACUUAUAUCCAAAACAACUAUUCAUCAGUCUAUGAAAAUUCUUAUUACGCCGAAAAUGGGACUUUUAUCAAAGGUGCACCAAUUACCGAAAAAAAUAUGUCAACUUGGCAACCGGCAACACUGUUCGGGACUUAUUAUUGUGAUUCUCCAGAAACCCUUGUCAAUAGUUCCCUUAAGUCCGUGAAUGAUUUUCAAAAAGAACAUAACAUCUCGUUUGAUUUCGCCAUUUUUACUGGAGAUCUUGUUGAUCAUCUUGAAACACAGUACCUGAGUUUCUCGUACAUUGUGGAAGAAGAAGAAAGAAUGCUCAGAGACAUGAAACAUUGGUUCGGAGAUAUCCCAGUGUAUUCUCUGAUGGGGAACCACGACACUUAUCCAUAUGGUCAAAUUGCUCAAGAAGCUUCAGGAUUCGAUAAUAAAUAUACUUGGAAUUCCGACCUUAUGGCUCAUCUUUGGAGCGAUUUCGGAUGGAUCGAUAACCAAACCGCUCAAGAGGUUAGAUCACAUUAUUGUGGGUUCUCCGUGAAGGCCAAACAGGGAUUACGUAUCAUUUCUAUCAAUAGUAACACUUACUACCAAAAGAAUCUUUAUUCAUAUUGGAACAUGACCAAUCCUGAUACUUUUGGAACUCUUAGAUGGCUUGCAAGUGAGCUUUCGAUGGCAGAACAAGCUGGCGAAAGAGUAUGGAUCAUGAGUCACAUUCCAUUCAAUGACUAUGAUGCUCUUCCAAUCCCUGCCAAAAUCUAUUCCAAGCUUGUCGCCAGAUUUUCUCCCCACGUUAUUGCCGGGAUCUUCUUUGGUCAUACCCACAUUGAUCAAUUCAGUGUGUUGUACGCCAGUGAUGGUAAGGAACUUGGGGACGAAACCGCUUUCGCUUGGGUUUCCCAAUCCGUCAGCCCUAUUUGGUACCAUAAUCCAGGCUGGAGAUGGUACGAAAUCGAUGCUAAAACCUAUAGUGUGAUGAAUUCUCAUAAUUAUUAUUCUCAACUUGCUGACACUUUGAAUAACGAUGGGGCCGAACCUCAAUGGGAUCAUUUGUAUGACGCUAGAGAAACUUAUGAUUUGGACGGUACUUGGCCAAGUGAUGCUCCAUUGAACGCUACUUUCUGGGGGAAAGUGGCUCACGCAGUUAGAGAUGACAACUCUACAGCUCAGAUGUUUGGAAUCUAUUCGGUGAGAGACUCGCCAGAAAACCCAGAUUGCAGUAAAGGCGACUGUGCUGAUUUCUGGUGCUAUGCCAGCAGUUUCACGAGAGUAGAAUAUGACGCUUGUAUGAAAAGUUCCUAA